AAGCAAUCUACGAAACCCCAAUACCAAAGUCCUCCCCAAUCGGACUCAUCACUUUGACAACUCAUCGAAUCCAAAUUUCUUCCAUCUUCAUCAUUAUUCAAAACCCCUUUUUCGUUUCUACCUUAAUCUUUCAUUCAGUUUCAUAUUAACCCUCAGAUCAGAGCAGAUCGUAGGGCUUUCAAAAAAGAAGGUUUACAAUGUUUUCGCGAAUGUUUGGCAAACCUAAGCCAGAAGCUACAACUGUAACAACCCUAGACAAACUAAAUGAGACACUUGAAAUGCUAGAGAAGAAAGAAAAGGUACUUUUGAAGAAAGCUGCUGCUGAGGUUGAAAAGGCGAAGGAAUUCACUAGAGCAAAAAAUAAACGGGCGGCAAUACAAUGUUUAAAGCGAAAGCGACUUUAUGAACAGCAAGUUGAACAGCUUGGCAAUUUCCAAUUGCGUAUUCACGAUCAGAUGAUAAUGCUUGAAGGUGCAAAAGCUACUACGGAGACUGUGGAUGCCUUGAGAACUGGAGCUAAAGCAAUGAAGGCAAUGCAAAAGGCGGUGAAUAUCGAUGAUGUUGACAAGACAAUGGAUGAGAUAAAUGAGCAAACAGAAAACAUGAAACAAAUUCAGGAAGCAUUAUCAGCACCUAUUGGUGCUGCAGCUGAUUUUGAUGAGGAUGAGUUGGAGGCUGAACUUGAAGAGUUAGAGGGAGCUGAGUUGGAGGAACAGCUUCUACAGCCUGCAACAACUGCACCUGCAGCACCAGUGUAUGUGCCAGCCGGAAGACAACAAACACGUCCAGCUCCCCGCCAGAACACAGCUGAGGAAGAUGAACUUGCUGCAUUGCAGGCCGAAAUGGCACUUUAAAGUUUCAACUCCCACUUGGAAGAAUUUGUAAAGACCGGGUGCUCAAACAUUGUCGGUAUCAUAUCAGUUCGUUCACAUCAAUACAUAUUGUUUGUGUGAUAAUAUGAUCAACAACUUUUAUCUUAUGUGGAACGGAAAAUUAUCCUUUAUCCCAGUAUUUACGUUUGUUAUCGGCUUUUUUUAAAA
Helianthus annuus (common sunflower) is the source of this 1040-nucleotide messenger RNA. Its product is annotated as vacuolar protein sorting-associated protein 32 homolog 2. Gene Ontology annotation, biological process: late endosome to vacuole transport via multivesicular body sorting pathway; vesicle budding from membrane. Gene Ontology annotation, cellular component: ESCRT III complex; multivesicular body; cytoplasmic side of plasma membrane. The record is from RefSeq and is a predicted model, not a curated record. Lineage: Eukaryota; Viridiplantae; Streptophyta; Magnoliopsida; Asterales; Asteraceae. Bases 198 to 854 code for a protein of 218 amino acids. The transcript has 8 exons.